CACCAUAGCAAGGUAUAUGUGUAAAAAAGUCUACCUACAGUUUAAAUGAAGAAGGCAGAGAAUGUUGUGAUCUCGGUUGUGAUUCUCGGUUGUGAUUCUGACAAACCCAAGCUAAUAAGCGAUUGGGUAUUUUUAAAAAUAUAAUGGGCUGUGGUAUUUGGUAAUCAUGGGCCUAAAUUUAAGAGCCCAAAAGAAACAGAACAUCGUCGUCGUAUAGUGUUUGCUGCUUGUCCUCGUUUCUCGCGUGAACAUAAAGCGGAGAUCGGAGAGAAUCGGAUAAGAAGAAGAAGAAGAGAAGGGUUUUGUUACCGAUUCCUGCAAAACGUCACUGAAGAUGCAAUUAACUCUUGAAUUCGGCGGAGGUUUAGAAUUGCUCUGUGACUCCGUCAAGAUUCAUAAAGUUAACAUCAACUUCCCCAAUGAAUCUGAUAUCUUGACAAUGAAGGAUUUGCUAUCAUGGGUUCGUACCAAUGUAAUCAAGGAAAGGCCUGAAAUGUUCAUGAAAGGCGAUACUGUGAGACCUGGAGUUCUCGUGCUGGUUAACGACUGCGAUUGGGAACUUAGCGGCCAGCUCGAUACAACAUUAGAAGAUAAAGAUGUUAUAGUUUUCAUUUCGACUCUGCACGGUGGAUGAGUAUUGAAAUAGCAGAGCCAUGACCACCAAUCAUUCUGCUCUUUUCCAACAACUUGUGAUGAACAUUCCACAAAGCUUUGUAACCCUCUGGCUCAUUGUUACUUCUGAGUUAUAAUUUGUAAUAAUUGAGUUAUGAAUCUUAGCGAUUAGAAUCAGAAUCACCGCAUGGUUGCUUUAAUGCAGUGUGCCUUAUGGAUGUAGUGUAUCAUUGAAAUUCUCUCUACAUACAGGAAAAUGUUUG
Messenger RNA from Arabidopsis lyrata subsp. lyrata, 875 nucleotides. RefSeq names its product ubiquitin-related modifier 1 homolog 2. The record is from RefSeq and is a predicted model, not a curated record. Gene Ontology annotation, biological process: tRNA thio-modification; protein urmylation. Gene Ontology annotation, molecular function: protein tag activity. The transcript has 4 exons. The coding region runs from base 335 to 634 and encodes 99 amino acids. NCBI's taxonomy places the organism in Eukaryota, Viridiplantae, Streptophyta, Magnoliopsida, Brassicales, Brassicaceae. Gene Ontology annotation, cellular component: nucleus; cytoplasm.